CCUUCACAGCACCCCAUCUAUCAGACCCCGGCCCAUUGGUCUGGAGGGGAAGACCGAUGGUUUUUCGAUGUUCCAGAGUGUUUCCGCCGAAAGUCGAAUGUUUUUUUCACCGCGCGUCCACCUUACCCGCCCGCCGCACCCGCUCCAAUCCCGCGCGUCCAUCACGCAAGCACGCAGCCUUACCUCCCACCCCCGCCGCACACCUCCCAAUCCCCUCGCCUGUGCAGAUCCCAUCCAUCCCCGCCGCUCCUCCGACACCAGUCUUGCGACCCGCUCCGUCGCCGUCGCCGUCGCCGUCGCCGUCGCACGCGCGGGGAAGGGAGGCCUUCCUCUCCCGGGUCAACGCGCUCGCCGUUGUGCUCCAUGCCCGCCUGGGCGUCUCCCGUGGCGAUGUCGCGUUUGUCCUCGCGCCGCCCGGCGUCCACGUCCGGACGUCCCCGUGCUCUACUACGUGCUCAUGUCCGUCGGCGCCGUCGUGUCCCCAGCCAAUCCGACCCUCACUGCUGGCAAGAUCUCCGGCCUCGUCGCGCUCUCUGGCCUUCCGUCGCCUUCGCCGUCAAGGCCACCGCAGGCAAGCUCCCUCCCCGGCAAAGGCGGUGCGCCCCCCUGCGUCGCGGGCUCGGCGGCCAAGCCGCUCCACCACGCGGCCACGGCUUUCACACCCUCCUGCGCCGCGGCCGCGGCCGCUCCACCGUGCGCAGACGCGGCGCGGCACUGGGGGUGGUGGCGCCGGGUUCAUAAGCCCCUGGCUCUCCUCUGGAGAAGCUACACCGUCCACGCCACCCUCCAGAACACAGGUGCGCGAGCUCACCAUUUCCAUGGCGACUCAUCACUUCGAUCCGAGCAAAGGAGUGGAUCGCCUCUUGUUCGUGCUUGCCUGGUUUGAAGAUCCCAGUUGGAUUCAUCUGAUGGCCGUGCAGAAGAACGAGAAGGCAAGGAUGCGGCGGCGGCUGGUCCCCAACCUGGCCGAGCGUCUGCGGCUGUUCGACGCUGCCUCCUUCGCGCCGGCGAUUGCCGGGUGCCUGUUCUUUUGAGGAAUCGAGUGAUAAGUAGAGGGAGCAAGCUAAACAGUUGAUGGAUGAGCAAUUAUUAUUUGUAUUUCCAUAAUAGAACAGUUGAUGGAUGCCAAUACCAUUGUACCAUAAUAGAUAUCGAGAUACUGAUGUUGUUUAUGUGAUUGUGUCAUUAGAACAAAUUAGAGGAGCUUAAAAUUUUUUAAUAUGGAAUAUAUAUAAGUUACUUUUUACGACAAGUUGCAACGUAUCAUGUAGGAAACUUCGAUGGAAACUGUUAAAUCUCAUAAUUAUGUUAACAUUGUGCA
Messenger RNA from Panicum virgatum (switchgrass), 1321 nucleotides. RefSeq names its product gametogenetin-like. The coding region runs from base 57 to 1034 and encodes 325 amino acids. Lineage: Eukaryota; Viridiplantae; Streptophyta; Magnoliopsida; Poales; Poaceae. The record is from RefSeq and is a predicted model, not a curated record. The transcript has 2 exons.